AUGUCUCUCCCCGACAGGCCCGGAGCGAGCUCUCCUUUGGACAACAGAAAUGCGUACAGAAACUCGCCUUCGCGAAGGACCCGUCCUGGAGAUGUCGACGCCGACGGUUACUAUCCUGUAGGAGGGCGACCUCAACAUCAACGUGGGCAAUCUGCGACUUCCUUCCCUGAGACGAUCUCGUCUCCUAAUACCAACACAGAGAACCAACCUCUAUCCCCGACUUUCGAUGCUCCCGCUUCAGGACCCUCGACCGCCGAAGAGCCCUUUCAGAGGAAGAGAAGCCUAAUCCGACCCGAGCGACGCAGAAUCGACAAGGACCACCCCAACUACUACUAUCGCCAACAUGCUGCCAACAUGAACGUCCUGCCCUCGGCCACUGGAAACGACCCGAUAGUCGAGGACAUGGAGGGCACCACGGAUGUGUCAGGGCGCUCGCAGACGAACGAUAACUACUCGGAUGCCUCGCCACCGAGAGCAACAAACAGCAGGCAAAACAGCGGAGAGGAAAAGAAGGGCCCGACUCGAACCAAGACGAAGCGUUUGAGCCGCCACAAGUCCGGUAAGCUCACUAAGGAGGGCAAGCGAAAACAACAGGUCGAGCAGAUUCGUCCCCCGAGUUUCUGGAACGUCUACUGCGCAAUCAUCACGUUCUGGAUGCCAAACUUCAUGCUCAAGUGCUGCGGCAUGGCAUCCAAGGCCCAACAACGAGCUUGGAGGGAAAAGAUGGGCUUGGUUAGCAUCAUCCUGUUAAUCAUGGGCUUCGUUGGUUUCAUCACGUUUGGGUUUACUCAAGCGGUUUGCGGAACGCCUCCGCUCCGUCUCCAGGUCAACGAUGUGUCUGAAGGAUACAUGAUUUUCCAUGGAACCGCCUACGACCUGUCGGGUUCUCGCCAUCCUCCGGCCGACGGUGUGCCCAUGAUCAACAGGACUCAUGGCGCAAACGUCUUGUACGACUUGCCCGAGAAGAACGGUGGAAAGGACGGCAGUUUCUUGUUCCAAAACGUCAAUGGUCGAUGCAAGAACCUCAUCACGCUCGCCGACAAUUCGGAUGUGCCAACGAACAGUAACGGCGAUCUGGCCUGGUACUUCCCUUGCACCGUCUUCAACCAGGACGGCUCAUCGAAACCCAACCUGACCAUCCCUUACUACCUUGGAUGGGCCUGCCACACCACGCGUAAGAGCCGCGACACGUUUUAUCUUGACUUGAGCGGCGCCGCAGAUGUCUAUUUUUCUUGGAAUGACAUCAAGAACAGCUCCCGCAACCUCAUCGUCUACUCGGGAACUGUUUUGGACCUCGACAUGCUCAACUGGUUUAAUACGAGCCAAGUAAAGGUGCCCGAUCGCUUCAACGAGCUCAAGGACAAGAAUUCGGCCGUCAACCGUGCCAUUCGUGGACGCGACGUCACCAGAGCCUUUCAGGGCUCGGCUGAUAAGCAGAUAGCCGAGUGCUUCGAGGAGAUCAUCAAGGUCGGAUCCGUCGAUACUGAUACUGUCGGCUGUAUUGCCUCCAAGGUCGUUCUCUACUGCUCUCUCGUCCUCAUUCUGGCCGUUGUGUUGACGAGGUUCUUCCUUGCCGUCUUCUUCCAAUGGUUCAUCAGCCGGACAUACGCUGCCGCCAAAACGUCACAGAGCGGAGACAAGCGCAAGCGCAAUCGUCAAAUCGAGGACUGGUCUGAGGACAUCUACCGGGCACCCCCCAGACUCCCUGGUGAUAUUGGAAGCAGUGUUAAUGGCUCUUCUGACCGCACCAGUAAGCGUCAAAGCUCCUUCCUGCCCACGACUUCACGCUUCUCUACCGUUUAUGGAGCGGGCGCAGCGACACAGGCCGGUGGGAAGCGGAUGCCUACCACGAUGGCAAGCUCGGGUGCUGGCAGCAACAUGCUGCAUCCCAAUGCCAUGUACCGCCAGGGCAACGACAGCCGGACCAGUUUCCUCCGCUCAGAUCCCUACACCAGUAACGUCAGCCCGACCGAAGGUCCCGGGCCGGCCGGUUUCAUUCAUGAGGCCGUCGUCCCUCAACCGCCUGCCGAUUGGAUGCCGUUUGGAUUCCCGCUUGCUCACACAAUGUGUCUGGUUACCGGUUACUCUGAAGGUGAACUUGGUAUCCGGACGACGCUCGACUCCAUCGCCAUGACCGACUACCCCAACAGCCACAAGGUCAUUGUCAUUAUUUGCGACGGUAUCAUCAAGGGCAAGGGUGAAACGAUGUCCACCCCUGACUACUGCUUGUCGAUGAUGAAGGACCAUACAAUCCCCCCCGAUGAAGUUGAGCCGUUCUCCUACGUGGCAGUCGCCAGCGGUUCCAAGAGACACAACAUGGCCAAGGUCUACUCUGGUUUCUAUGACUACGGCGCCAAAUCGGCCAUUCCCCUUGAGAAGCAGCAAAGGGUUCCUGUUCUUCUUGUGGUCAAGUGUGGCACGCCGGACGAGGCGACCAAGUCGAAGCCGGGUAACCGUGGCAAGCGUGACAGCCAGAUCAUUCUCAUGUCUUUCCUUCAAAAGGUCAUGUUCGACGAGCGUAUGACAGAGCUCGAGUAUGAGAUGUUCAACGGUCUUUGGAAGGUCACCGGCAUAUCGCCCGACUUCUACGAAAUCGUUCUCAUGGUCGACGCCGAUACCAAAGUCUUCCCCGACAGUCUGACGCACAUGGUGUCGGCCAUGGUCAAGGACCCCGAGAUCAUGGGUCUUUGCGGCGAGACCAAGAUUGCCAACAAGCGCGACAGCUGGGUUACUGCCAUCCAGGUCUUCGAAUAUUUCAUCUCUCACCACUUGGCCAAGUCCUUCGAGUCCGUCUUUGGCGGUGUCACGUGUUUGCCCGGUUGUUUCUGCAUGUACCGUAUCAAGGCGCCCAAGGGAGCCCAGGACUACUGGGUUCCCAUCCUGGCCAACCCUGAUAUCGUCGAGCACUACUCCGAGAACGUCGUUGAUACCUUGCAUAAGAAGAAUCUUUUGCUGCUCGGUGAGGACCGAUACCUGACAACUCUCAUGCUUCGCACCUUCCCCAAGCGCAAGCAAGUUUUUGUACCACAGGCUGUCUGCAAAACCACCGUGCCUGACUCCUUUGGUGUUCUGCUUUCGCAGCGUCGCCGCUGGAUCAACUCGACUAUCCACAACCUGAUGGAGCUGGUGCUGGUCCGUGAUCUCUGCGGUACCUUCUGCUUCAGUAUGCAAUUCGUGGUGUUCAUUGAGCUUAUGGGAACCCUUGUGCUGCCUGCCGCAAUUGCCUUCACCUUUUACGUCGUCAUCAUCUCCAUCGUUAACCAGCCCCCGCAGAUCAUUCCCUUGAUCCUGCUGGGUCUCAUUCUUGGUCUCCCCGCCGUGCUCAUUGUCUUGACGGCGCACUCCUGGACCUACGUCUUGUGGAUGCUGAUCUACCUGGUAUCGCUUCCCAUCUGGAACUUUGUCCUUCCCACGUACGCGUUCUGGAAAUUCGAUGACUUCUCGUGGGGUGAUACGAGAAAGACGGCGGGUGAGAAGACGAAGAAGGCCGGUCUCGAGUACGAGGGCGAGUUUGACAGCAGCAAGAUCACCAUGAAAAGAUGGGCCGAGUUCGAGCGCGAACGCCGGACGCGCACCAACUACUGGGGCUCCAAGGAGAACGUCGUCGGCGGGGGCAACACCUGGACGAUGCCCCCGAGUCAUCAGUACAACGACGAGUACUACUCUGACGCAUGA
Messenger RNA from Colletotrichum higginsianum IMI 349063, 3675 nucleotides. Its product is annotated as Chitin synthase 4. Lineage: Eukaryota; Fungi; Ascomycota; Sordariomycetes; Glomerellales; Glomerellaceae. Bases 1 to 3675 code for a protein of 1224 amino acids. Gene Ontology annotation, cellular component: cell periphery; cell septum. Gene Ontology annotation, molecular function: chitin synthase activity. The record is from RefSeq and is a predicted model, not a curated record. The transcript is spliced from 2 exons.